Caenorhabditis angaria is the source of this 943-nucleotide messenger RNA. Lineage: Eukaryota; Metazoa; Nematoda; Chromadorea; Rhabditida; Rhabditidae. The record is from the annotation of a GenBank genome assembly.
AUGAGAGUUUUUUUGAUGGUGGCAAGUGUUUUGGUGGGAUUUGCAGCUGCUGGAUUGUUGGUGAGUCGGAAAGGUGGAGUGUCGUUUAAUACGGCUUCUAGCUAGCAGUGUAAAGGUGGAGUGUCGUUGUGAGCUCUAUCUUCAAACGAUUUUUAGCCUAGCUGUAAAUGCGGAGCAUCGUUUGCAUAGAAUAUUUUGCAGGAUGAUUUCUUUGCGAGAAAAUUGUUUUCCGAUUCCGUUUCCGAUCGCAGAAGAUUGCAUUCAAGGUGAGAUUGCUUGAGGGACAAGGGGUGGCUGCUUGAGAGAAAAAAUAAGUGACAAGGGGUGGCUGCUUGAGAGAAAACAUAGGUGACAAGGGGUGGCUGCUUGACGUGGAGGAAGAGGUGACAAGGGGUGGCUGCUUGAGAGGAAAAAUAGGUGACAAGGGGUGGCUGCUUGAGAGAAAACAUAGGUGUCAAGGGGGUGGAUGCUUGACAGCAAUAGUAGGUGUCAAGGGGUGGAUGCUUGGGAGAAGAUGUGGAGUGUCAAGGGGUGGCUGCUUGACAACCAGAGUAGGUGCCAAGAGAUGGUUGCUUGAGAGAGAAAUAGGUGACAAGGAGUGGCUGCUUGACAUCACAAUAGCUUCUCAAGGCGCCUCUCCUUAACCUCCAAACCUUGCGUCAAGCAGCAAACCCUUACCAAAUCAAUUUUUUCAGCCCAAGCUUUCCAAGAAGAAGAAGACUUCAAGGUGGAACUGUUGGGUAAUUUUUUCUGGCCUAAAAAAAUCUGAAAAUCUGGAAUUUUCAGCCGCCAAAGAUUUGUUGCAAGACGUCCAGCUCAAGAUUUUCAGAAAAAUUCUGAAAUUUUCAGCCAAGCUCAUCCUAGACGCUUUCGGAAUCGUGGAUUUUCAGAUUUUCAGAGAAAUUUUGAAAAUUUCGGGCCAACUAAUUUUGGCAGACUGUGA